Zasmidium cellare ATCC 36951 is the source of this 495-nucleotide messenger RNA. RefSeq lists its product as uncharacterized. The transcript is spliced from 4 exons. Lineage: Eukaryota; Fungi; Ascomycota; Dothideomycetes; Mycosphaerellales; Mycosphaerellaceae. The record is from RefSeq and is a predicted model, not a curated record. The coding region runs from base 1 to 495 and encodes 164 amino acids.
AUGCACUUCCAACUCACCCUCCAGCUCCAGCUCCCCAUCCUCCUCGGCCUCACCGCCCUCGCAACAGCCCAACAAUCCGAAGUCGACUUCGCCGGCGACGUGCCCUUCCAAUGCCAACAAGACCCCUCCUGCGCGGCAGCAAUCUAUCCAGCGGCGCAGUGUCCACGGAAUCCACGCCGAAUUUCUGCGGGAAUCUGGGACAAUGUUACGGUUGUGUGGGGCAGUUUAAACGGGAGGGUGAUAUCAAGAGGCUGUGGCAGCUUUGCAAUACGUUCUAGUCUCUUCCCUCACACGCCCAAACUUGGGAUUGAGAUUAAGGAGGUCGUUUGGAGGGGGAAUGGGAGGGAAUGCUGCUUCGUUCGACUGAUUGUUCGAGAUGGAAAGAUUUGCGGGUUCUCUGUGUACAAUUCGAAAUGGCACUGCGAUUCCUUUCUUUGCAGCGAGGCAUUUCGUCUCUUCUCGGCAUCACCACGUCAAACCAAUCUGACCGGGUGA